AUGUUUUGGCGGUUCGCUCUUCAUUGGAUUCAUCUGACUGAAGUACCUUCAUCCCUUGCCCACUCAUACUCUAUCCACACCUCCUCCUCCUUCAGCACGUUUUCAACGAUCGACGACAAGGAGGACCAAAAUGCCGCAACUUUGGACGAGAGUAAAGAACUGCAGCCGCUGUCGCCAAUUCCACGUGGCGACGACCCCAUCAAUCUGCGCCUCCAGCACAACGCCUCGCAGCCCGUCAAUCGCCUUCCUCCUGAGCUGCUACAGACCAUCUUCGGUAUGAUGGAUAUCGACGGCGAGGGCUGGCCUGACGAACUGACCGUGUGGCCACCCGCCGUGAUGCUGGUUUGCGGCUACUGGCUGCGCGUAGCCUUAGGCACAUCGGCCCUGCGGGCAGAACUAGACAUCGAACAUGCACCCGCCCUCGCCUUGUACCUCAGCGAACGCUUUACGGAAGGGCCGCUGCGCAUUGAUUGGCACACUCAAAGACCCAAAGGGCCAUCAGAUCAAUCUUUGGCAGCGAUCGGCCAGAUCCUGUCCAAACACACCGCACGGUUCACCUGCCUCAGAAUCUCGCUGCGAACGUGGCACAAGGCCGUUGAGGAAGCUUUAUGUCAGGUUCAGCAGCACGCACCCGCUCUGCAAUUACUCGUCAUCGAGUUCUAUGGCUCGGAAGAAGUCCGGACGUCUGCUUCCAUCAUCGCUCGAUUCUGCUCUCUUGAUGCUCCGGCGCUCAAAUUAUUGACGAUAUCACCCUCUUUCCCUUGCAUAAGGGGGUCAAACAUCAUGAAAUCGCCUUGCCUGCGCAAGCUGACUGUUCGUCGUGGUCAGAUCGACCGGGUUGAAGGCACAACAGCUGACAUCAUCGCAUCCCUCGAGACCCUGCCGAUGCUGGAAUGUCUAACCUUGGACGAUUGCUUACCUGUCGAGCGAGGUCCAAGGUUAUCAACGUCGGUGGCUGCAUUGCCAUCUCUUCGAGAGAUAAGUCUUCACGGGAAGACAACGGAAUGCACCUUGAUCCUUGAAGAUCUACUCCUGCACCGUCGGGAGCCGUUCGCGAAGUUAGAGGUGGAAUGCUACGAGGCGGAUAACAAGGAUUUUAUCUCUCAUAUGGUUGAUCUCUGGCGGCUGAUCCAAGCAAAUUAUCGGCGUCCGGAUUAUUGGCGGCUUCAAAUCAUGCUGUUCAGGUUCGCGAUUAUGGGCGGCGAGCCUUUCAAGGAUCGCAGCGGUAACCGUGUUUUAAUAACCCUGAGAAACCUCCUUAAAGAGGAUGAUUUCCCUCCUAUUCUCCUCGCCAUCGACCGCCUAUUCAAACAAACCAAGACCCCUUUAUCGACCCUCACUCUUUCGGGAUGGCCGGACGUCCUCUACCAGAACUAUCGAGACGAAGAGAGGUUACGAACGAUCCUUUCUAUUCAUCCGUCUGUACAACAUCUGCGUAUCCUCGGAGACGAUUGUGUGGCGGCUGUUCUAAAGGUGCUAGGCAGAGCCGCCGAUGAUCCAGGGGAGGAUCCUGCCAGCAAAGUGCUCCCGAACAUGGUUUCCAUGGAAAUCCGGGACGCGGUGAACGGUGAGCGAUUCUCGUGGUUCGACAUGUGCCGCGCCGUGGUCGAAAGACGGCGGCAGGCCUCGUCGCAGGCAGUCGCGGAGCCUAUCUUCCAGUCUCUCACUUUCAAGCGUUGCCAUGGCAUCGGUAUUCAAGAACUGGAAGCGCUGAGGACGGUGGUCCCAUGGGUGCACGUAGCGGACUAA
Punctularia strigosozonata HHB-11173 SS5 is the source of this 1749-nucleotide messenger RNA. RefSeq lists its product as uncharacterized. NCBI's taxonomy places the organism in Eukaryota, Fungi, Basidiomycota, Agaricomycetes, Corticiales, Punctulariaceae. Bases 1 to 1749 code for a protein of 582 amino acids. The transcript has a single exon. The record is from RefSeq and is a predicted model, not a curated record.